UCUUUUUUCAGUGCUUCUGGAGGAAUUCCAUCUGGUCCUGCUGCUUUCCCGGAUUUCAGUAACUUUAUGGCGUUCGGGACUUCCCUUCUGCUUUUGUCGGACGGCUUGUGUUCACUGGUAAUUCUAUGGCUGCUGGUGGUAUUUCUGGACGAUUUGCAGGUGGUUAUCGAUUCAAGAGUAUUUUGAAGUGGUCAGCCCAUCGUUUCCUUUGUUCCUUUUCUUUGGUAGUUAAAUUUCCUUCAUCAUCUUUUAUUGGUUUCAUCUCUGUUGAUCUCUUCCAUAACAGAUAGUAACCUGGUUAUUUGGUACAAUGUUGUCAGGUCACUCCUACCUGCAGCCUGUUCUACUUCACUUGCCAGUGUGUCGUGGAAGUGUCUUUUGUCUUCUCGCGCACUCUUCUUCACUUCUUUGUCCAGUGUUUUACACAUUGUUCUCAGUCCCUCUUCUCGUUUUACAUCCUUGCACUGGUUCAACUUCUGCUUCACCAUCUUCCUCUCCCUCCUCCAUCAGCUUCCAUGUGUCCGUCGAGAUUCAUUCCUUGUCUUCUUUCUUCUUCCUUCCAAAUACAGGCGUCUUUCCACAUCUCUUUCAAAGAGUCCCAGUGUUCUUCUAUGCAGGUUUCUUCAGGAAUGUUACUCAAUGUCUCCCAUUUUGUCCUGAUGGCUGACGUGAAGAUGUCCUUUGUAGUUUCGUCCUUCAGCCCAGUUUCUGGGUGUUGAACUUGAACUG
Heterobilharzia americana is the source of this 729-nucleotide messenger RNA. The record is from the annotation of a GenBank genome assembly. Lineage: Eukaryota; Metazoa; Platyhelminthes; Trematoda; Strigeidida; Schistosomatidae.